Molecule: messenger RNA, 338 nt
Organism: Owenia fusiformis
Lineage: Eukaryota; Metazoa; Annelida; Polychaeta; Sabellida; Oweniidae
Source: the annotation of a GenBank genome assembly
GAAAAAUCUUGCAAUUCACGGCCAGAACAUUAAUUCAUACACACGACAAAUUUUAGAAGAGGAUGCAGACCUCAAACAGAGUUGGAUUGACUUAUUCCAGGGUCAAGAUCUAACACUUUUGCAGCCUUUAUACAUUGAAGUUGUGAGCCUCUUUACCAGAGUUCUCGUGAAACAGUUUCGAAAGGACUUUGUAAGCGAGCUUGCCAUCGAAAAAAAGGAAGCCUUGAGGAAGAAAGUUGACAAGCGAGAAUCAGAAAAGUUAACAUUUCAAAGUGUUUGCGAAGACACCAGUCUUGGGAAACAGCAUUCUCAUCACUUGAUUUUGAGCACAAUCCAAG